AUGUCAGCCAUUACAACUAAAAUCAUUGAAAAAUACAAUCUUAGCUCUAAGAUAGGUAUAUCUGAUCUCAGUCAAUAUAUCUCAGAAUUUCUUGAAAACCUUACCGAUGAUAAAAAGCAGAAUCAGGCUCGCAGAUGCCUUCGGGAUGGUUUUAAAUUUAGCAGUGAACAGGUAGGUGUAUUGAUACCUAAUCAGAGAAGUGGGAAAAAUAAAACUAUAAAUUUGGUUGAAG
Messenger RNA from Dentiscutata heterogama, 232 nucleotides. NCBI's taxonomy places the organism in Eukaryota, Fungi, Glomeromycota, Glomeromycetes, Diversisporales, Gigasporaceae. The record is from the annotation of a GenBank genome assembly.